AUGACGCAGAAGAGCAAUCAGUUCAAAGGCCAAAAGAAGAGGAAGGCUGUUGCUCAAAAUCGCCAUGGCAAAUCCAUUCAAACCCGUAAAGGGAAGAGAAAUGUGAAACCAUCAAAGACAACGAAAGAGAUGGACACCGAUCGGGAGCUAACGAAAUUCAUAAACCAUUGCAAUGAAGUGAAAGCAGCCAAUGCGGCUUGCAAAGAAGGUGGUCAACUUAAUAUCCUCAAAGCCGAAUCUCAAGCUGAGCCAUCAAAAAAAGCCAGCAAGUAG
Thlaspi arvense is the source of this 273-nucleotide messenger RNA. The record is from the annotation of a GenBank genome assembly. Lineage: Eukaryota; Viridiplantae; Streptophyta; Magnoliopsida; Brassicales; Brassicaceae.